This is a messenger RNA of Dipodomys ordii (Ord's kangaroo rat), 4563 nucleotides long. It is a transcript of the gene Cep120, whose product is annotated as centrosomal protein 120kDa. The coding region runs from base 1 to 3006 and encodes 1001 amino acids. NCBI's taxonomy places the organism in Eukaryota, Metazoa, Chordata, Mammalia, Rodentia, Heteromyidae. The transcript has 19 exons. Gene Ontology annotation, cellular component: centrosome; centriole. Gene Ontology annotation, biological process: interkinetic nuclear migration; centrosome cycle; positive regulation of centriole elongation. The record is from RefSeq and is a predicted model, not a curated record.
AUGGGGAAGCCAUCCGCUGAAGAGAAGGUACGGCUGCCGAAACACCGCAGACCUCUCACAGCCCGGCCGGAAAGCGCCACGGCUUCCGUCGAGGCCCUGGGUCCUGUGGGCCUUUCCCUUGUAGCGUGGGAGACCCCGACCCGCUGGGAUGAUGAGUUAACGUGCAGAACCCCACAUAGUCGCCAUUUUCCCAAACGUCCAAAGCAUUCACUUAUAGUAGAAGCAAAAUUUGAUGGAGAGCAGUUGGCUACUGAUCCUGUGGACCAUACUGACCAGCCAGAAUUUGCUACUGAGCUAGCCUGGGAAAUUGAUAGGAAAGUUCUUCAUCAGCACAGGUUACAGCGUACUCCAAUCAAACUCCAGUGCUUCGCCUUGAAUCCUUCAUCUUCAGCCAAAGAAAUUAUAGGUUACAUUGUUCUGGACUUAAGAACUGCUCAAGAAACAAAACAGGCACCAAAAUGGUACCAGUUGCUGAGUAAUAAAUACACCAAGUUCAAGUCUGAGAUACAGAUAAGUAUCACUUUGGAAACAGAUACAAAAGCACCAGUGGAUAGUUUUAAAGCAAAGGGGGCUCCUCCUCGAGAUGGAAAAGUGCUUGCUAGCCUCCCUGGACUUGACCCGAAGGACAUUGUAGCGGUGCUGAAUGAGGAGGGAGGUUACCACCAGAUUGGGCCAGCAGAGUAUUGUACUGACUCCUUCAUUAUGUCAGUGACCGUAGCCUUUGCCACCCAGUUGGAGCAGCUAAUUCCAUGUACCAUGAAACUUCCAGAAAGACAACCUGAAUUUUUCUUUUACUAUUCUUUACUGGGAAAUGAUGUCACAAAUGAACCCUUCAAUGAUUUGAUCAAUCCAAACUUUGAGCCAGAGAGAGCAUCUGUUCAUAUUCGCAGCAGUGUAGAAAUGCUUCGUGUUUACUUGGCUCUUCACUCUAAACUACAGAUCCAUCUCUGCUGUGGAGACCAGUCUCUGGGCAGUACAGAAAUACCUUUAAGUGGAUUGCUGAGAAAGGGCAGCACAGAAAUCAACCAGCGCCCUGUCACAAUUGAGGGAGCUUUUACCCUUGACCCACCAAAUCGAGCUAAACAAAAGCUUGCACCUAUUCCUCUGGAUCUGGCCCCAACUGUGGGAGUGUCUGUGGCCCUGCAGAGAGAAGGCAUCGAGUCCCAGUCUUUAAUUGAAUUAAAGACCCAGAAUGGACAUGAGCCUGAGCAUUCAAGCAAGAGAGUUUUAACCCCCGUAAAGGAGAGGACACUUGCUGGACCAAAGUCACCAAGUGUGUCCCCUGCUCCAGCUCACGACCAGACACCUCCAACCAAAGAUGAAGCGACGGAGAGUGAGGUGGAAAGCCUACAGUACGAUAAGGAACGAAAACCAAGUCCCAAGGGUAUUAGCUCUUCUCUACCUGCUUCAGUGGCCCAGCCAGUGGCUCCAUCCAAUGUGUCAGAAACAGCUUCACGACAGAAGAUUGCUGUCCCAGCAACAUCACAUCAUUUUUGCUUUUCCAUAGACUUGAGGAGUAUUCAUGGCUUGGAAAUUGGCUAUCCUGUCAACUGUAUAUUAAGGUACUCCUAUCCAUUCUUUGGAAGUGCAGCUCCUAUCAUGACUAACCCCCCUGUGGAAGUUCGGAAGAACAUGGAAGUUUUUCUCCCCCAGUCUUACUGUGCAUUUGAUUUUGCAACUGUGCCUCAUCAGCUGCAGGACACCUUCUUACGGAUUCCCCUGAUCGUUGAAUUGUGGCACAAGGAUAAAAUGAGUAAAGACUUACUCCUGGGUGUUGCAAGAAUCCAGCUUUCUAACAUCUUGUCUUCAGAAAAAACUCGAUUUUUAGGCUCAAAUGGUGAACAGUGCUGGCGCCAAACAUACAGUGAGAGUGUGCCUGUUAUAGCAGCACAGGGGGCAAAUAACAGGAUAGUAGACCUUUCUUACACAGUGAUUCUAGAAGAUUAUGGACUAGUAAAAAUGCGUGAGAUUUUUGUCUCUGAGUCUUCAUCUCAGGGUUUAUCUACUGUACAGCAGAAGACACCUUCACUUCCUCCAGCACCUUGUCCCUCAGAGGUUCAGCUGGAGCCUCGCGAAACUUUGGAAUACAAAGCAGCCCUGGAGCUGGAGAUGUGGAAGGAGAUGCAAGAAGACAUUUUUGAAAAUCAGUUGAAGCAGAAAGAAUUGGCUCAUAUGCAAGCUCUUGCUGAGGAGUGGAAAAAAAGAGACCGGGAAAGAGAAUCGUUAGUGAAGAAAAAGGUGGCUGAAUAUAGCAUUCUAGAGGGAAAACUUCAAAAAACCCUAAUUGAAUUAGAGAAACGAGAGCAGCAGCUGGCCAGUGCAGAAUCCGAGGUUCAAAGGGAGAAAAGGGAACUGCAGUCUGAACGCGAGCGGAACCUACAAGAACUUCAGGACUCCAUCCGUAGAGCCAAAGAAGACUGUGUUCACCAAGUGGAGCUGGAGAGGUUGAAGACUCGGCAGAUAGAAGAGGAUAAACACCGGCUUCAGCAGCAGGUGCUCCAAAAGUUGAUAAAAUUCACUGAUUUAGUUGAACUUGAAAGAAAGUUGGAAUCUGCAACUAAGUCUAAACUCCAUUAUAAGCAGCAGUGGGGACGAGCUUUGAAAGAACUUGCCAGACUUAAACAGAGGGAGCAAGAGAGUCAAAUGGCUCGUCUUAAAAAGCAGCAAGAAGAAUUGGACCAGAUGCGACUGCGUUACCUCGCUGCAGAGGAAAAAGAUACAGUGAAAACUGAGCAACAGGAAUUGUUGGAUAUAAGAAAUGAGUUGAACAGGUUAAGGCAGCAAGAACAAAAGCAGAACCAGGCUUCCAGCGAGACUGCAAGUAGAAGAAUGGGAGGUCCACAGGGCUCCACUGAAGAGGAAGGUUUGGAUGAUUACCUGACUCGCCUAAUAGAAGAAAGGGACACUCUGAUGAGGACGGGUGUGUACAAUCAUGAGGACCGGAUCAUAAGUGAACUCGACCGACAGAUCAGAGAGGUUCUGACUAAAACCAGUGCCAGUAAUUAGCAACAUUGGAAAGUCUCUUCAGAGACUCCAGGUCUAAAUUUUCAUUUCAUUUUAAUAUCGUCAAAAAUAGAGAAAAUAGAUAUUUUUAAAUGCUCCAUUCAGUUUUUAUAAGCUGGAUUUUAUAUAUUACUGUACAGUAUUUAUUUGAUUUCAUUUACUUUAUGCUACCUCUCCCAUGCCGGUUUUAUUUGUAAUCGCAUUUUAUAUACUCAUUUAAAAUGACUCUUCACAGUGUUUCUCAGUUUAAAUGGCUAGCUUUCAGAACAGCUUUUCAUUAAAUUUGUUCUAGGAGAAAUGGCCUCAGUCAUUUCCAGUUGUAGAGUUUUUUAUGUUGAGCCGAAAGAAAAUAUGUUGCACUUUAAAGAUGCUGCGUCUUGUUCCAUUUGAUUGUAGAUAGCAUAAAAACUGAGGCCAGCUAGUCACGUAGCUAUUUUUUAAAAACUCCAUUUUAUGUAACCUGUCUUUUUCCUUGUAUUACUUUGAACGUGUAUUACUUGCAAAAGACAAGCUUGACAACAGCAGUGUCAGUGCAGGGAAGCCAUGUGACAGACUGGGGCAAAGUCAUCAUUUGUUUAAUGCAGUCACAUAGUUUAGGCUUGUCUCAAGAGCUUUUCGAGUCGUCAGAUUUUCAGUGUACUCAAUAAGCCCUGUCAGUCUCCUGCUCAAGACGGCAAUAUUUGCUUUUGGAAUUUUUUUUCCCUUUUCCGGUAAUAGAAAGAUCCUAGCUGUUAAGCCUUCUGUCAUAGAAUAUGGAAACAGACACAAAGGCUUUAGCAAAAAACAAAGAGAAGCAGAACUGGUGCUUGUUUGUUUUUGUUUUUGUUUUUCUUCCUGUAAUAUUAAUCAGUCUUUGAAAAGCACAUGAGCUAUGUCCCUGGGCCCCACAGCGCCGUGUCUGCAUGGAACUGCAGGGCUCCAGCCCCUCAUGUUCUUCAGAGCCACUGUUAGUUCUCAGCGCCACAUUGCACACUUUACACAGAAUUGAAAAAGCUUAUUGGUGAAUUCUCAGAUUAGGUUGGGUCUUCAAAAAUUCGGAUUUCCAAUUAUACAUUUAAGUCUGUACUUUAGGAAGUAUUAUUAGUAUCUACCAUUAACUUUAAUAAAAGCAGAAUAGAUUAUCUAGUAAUGCUAAAUUAAUUUUCUAUUACUUUCAACAAAGUAUAUUUAUUUGGGAAACUAAAGCCCUAUCCUAUUAUAUAUAUAUAAAUAUAUUUUUCCUUUAUUAACAAAGUUUAAUUUUCUAAAAACCUGACAAUAACAGAUAAAGUUACUGAAUGAGAGGAUAAUGAAUCAGCUAAUCAUAGCAGGAAUUUGAAAUAUGAAUUAUGGUUUGACAUUUUUCUCUCGUUGAUUUUAUGCUACAUGAAUCAAACAAAAGUGUUCUUUUUGUUGGACUGUGUGAUGCCUAUAAUGUUCCAAACACUAGAGGGGGCCUUAGAUUUAAAGAAACAGAAAGGACUUUUCUAGAAUGUUUGUGUGGUUUAUUUUUGCCUUCUGGAAAGCUAUCUCUGGCUAUUGUAAUUUAAAAAAUAAAAUCAUAAUUGUAUGCGUAGUUGA